Messenger RNA from Aureobasidium vineae, 1185 nucleotides. The record is from the annotation of a GenBank genome assembly. NCBI's taxonomy places the organism in Eukaryota, Fungi, Ascomycota, Dothideomycetes, Dothideales, Saccotheciaceae.
AUGUCUGUCCAGCAAUACAACACAUGUGUCAGCAUAUUGUUUGUCCCAUCCAAUCUUGUACUUAGCAAGAUUCGAUGGCCGGCUGUGUGGAUCUGCAGCGCGGUUGCUGCCUGGGGCGCAGUCUCUGCUACCACAGCUGCGGUAUCAUCGUUCGGCGGCCUUCUAGCCUGCAGAUUCAUGCUGGGAUCCGUCGAGAGUGUCUUCUUUCCAGGAGCGUUCUUCUACCUGUCCAUGUUCUAUAACAGAAAGCAAAGUAAGUUGACCCCCUAUGCCCUGGAACCUUUAUAUGUCGCUGAGCAUUACANNGUUGCUCUUCGUACUGCCAUCCUCUAUUCCGGCUCUCAGCUCGGCAACGCAUUCGGCACACUGCUGGCCAUCGGUAUCUUGAAACUUGAUGGCCACCAUGGUCUGCAGGGCUGGCGGUGGCUCUUCUUGAUAGAAGGAGUGCUCACCAUAGGUAUUGCACUCGUGAAGAUCUGGACUUUCUCGCAACAGCAACUAGACUUUCUCAAGUGGAAUUUUGAACGUGACCAGAAACAACAAGAUGAGUCCGACGAGGUCACAGCACUGCAAGGUUUCUUGCUUGCAGUGAGAGAUCCGAGGACAUGGCUCAUGUGCAGUACCCUAUAUGCCACAUACACGGCCGCUGCAGUGAACAACUUCUUUCCGACGGUCGUCGGUGGUUUAGGCUUUGGCAGGAACCUAACCUACGUAUUGACGGCACCGCCGUUCAUCCUCUGCGUGGCUGCCAUGCUAUGUAACGGCUUCCAUAGCGACAAGGUCAUCCUUGCAAACAUCAUCGCUGUUAGCACACUCAACGUUGGCGCUCGCUACUUCGCCAUGUGUCUACUACCAUUGAGUUUCUACUCCUCCGCCAUCUGCCAGCUCUCCUGGAUUUCAGGCUCGCUCUCGCAGCCAGCAGUCAAGCGUGCAGCUUCAAUUGCCAUUAUAAACGCGAUAUGUAAUACUCCGAACAUCUGGACCUCUUAUUUGUACUACGACUCUCCUCGAUAUGUGGCUGCUUUCUCGGUAAACUUGGGUGCUGCAGUGAUAGCGUUUGUGAGCGCUACCGCGACGUACUUCUAUCUGAGGAGGCAAAAUCAGAUGAUGGACCAAGCGAAGCCUCUGGGAAGAUCUGGACCUACGCCAGUGCAGCAGGCGAAUGGGUUCAGGUACAUGUUGUGA